This is a messenger RNA of Thelazia callipaeda (thelaziosis nematode), 2073 nucleotides long. The record is from the annotation of a GenBank genome assembly. NCBI's taxonomy places the organism in Eukaryota, Metazoa, Nematoda, Chromadorea, Rhabditida, Thelaziidae.
AUGUCUUUUGAUUCCGAAGAAGUGGAUGUGAAACGAAUUGGUUUUACGGCACAUGGACCUCCGGAGAAUAAAGAUUUUACAUCCUUAAAGGUAGUUCCGUCAAAACAAGGGACUUCAGAACAAAGUAACGAAAAGAGUUCAAGUCAAAAUCCAGCUAUACUGACUGCCAGCCGGAAACGAAGCCGUCGAAUCUGGACUCUCGUUAGUGGAGAUGGUCAUGAUUUCAAAUGUAAUAUUUGCAAGAAAAUUAUAGCAUGUUGUUCACCUAUGAAUAUAAAUCUGCAUUAUUCAAGCCAGCACCCGGAAAUAUUGGCACCAGAAGAGAUAUCGAAAGAUAAUUAUAAUAGCAGAAUGGAUACUACUAGUUCAUCUGUUUCUAGUGACAAUAGAUCAAACAUUGCAAAAAUAGAUUGGUCUUCUCCACCCGUAAUGAAAGUUUUGGAAAUGAUUGCAUCUAGAGAGUUGACAGAAAAGAUGGGGACAGAAAUGAUAUCUUACAAAACUGGAUGUCAGAUGUCACAAUCAACUGUUAGAAAGCGAGUUCACAGCAUGCUUAAAGAAAAGUACGGAACACUUGUUAUGCCGAAAAAAAGGAACGUUCAAAAUGUAUCAAAUGAAAUAAGCGAUGAAAAAGUUGAGACAAAUGCAUGCGUAGAUAUAAGCAAAAGUCAUGAUGCCGAGAAUUUUAUCAAACGAGAGGGGAAAAAGUGUGGACAACAAGAGUCAUCUAAUAAAACCGAAAAUGCUUCAUCUUUGCCACCUGUCCCACGUCAGGUUCGUUCUUUACGACUCAGUCGAUCCUCAAUAGUUAUUCCGGAAAAAAAUGAUCCAUCCAAAGUGCGUAUCUACCGGUGUAGUGCAUAUGGACGCGGCAAGCAUGGCGCAACGUGUUAUUAUCGUUGUUCCAAGUCUAUCGUUUAUUAUUAUUUGUUAGUGAACGCAUUAGCAGGAGAACGUACGAAGCGUUACUUUGCACACAUCAAAACCAAAGAUGGUCAAAUAAUUGGAAAUGCAUAUCCGGAACAUUUGCCGGAGUGUAAACCACUACCAAAAGAGGUCCAACAACUUCAGGAAAUCGAUAGAGCUUGUCGGGCUAGAAUUCAAGCAGGCAACUUGACACCUGAGGCAGCCAGGAAACUAGGAGCACUGGUUGCACAAAAAAAUCGUGAGCUUAAAACACAGAUUCAAGAUGAUGAUACUUUCCCAGAUAAAUGGAAAUCGCUUCCUAAAAAAUACAGUCGGUUAUGUCAUCAGGCAGAAAGAAUCAGAAGACAGAAAAAUCGAGAACUUCUCAGAUUGAUAAAUAAUGAUGGAAACGGUGAUGGAGCAGAUGAUAACUUGAGUGGGAUCGCCCAUGAAGCAGAAAUAAUGAGUGGACGUUUCAAACAUCCACCGCUAAUUAUUUUUGAACCGGAUGGCCAGGCAGCCAGAAUUUAUCGUAUAAAUGGAAAAUCAGAUAGACUUUCGGUUCUUUAUUAUCGGUGCUCGAAAUGUGAUGUCCUUUGUAGAAGACAUAGAAGACUGGGAAUAGCUGAAGGUAUGAAUCGAGCUACCGUAAAAGUAGAAGGGAACGAAAUUCUUGAGAAUGUAUAUCCAGUACAUCAUGAAGAAUGUGAAGUCUUCACACUAGAUAUGGUGAAAAGUUUGGCGGAAAAUCUUGAACGAUUCUAUUUUGCAAAAGAUUUUGAACACGUUAUACAUGAUUCGGCGAAAACGGAUCUCAGGUUUGGAGAUGGUACUUUAAUUUCUAAAAAUCAGUCGCCUCUUUGUGGUCAUUCUGCAGUUGUUGAUAUUCAAGGUGAUGUAGGUGUCAAUACCAGCAAUGCAACAAAUGUGGGGGAAAUCAAUGUAGGUGAUGCGUGUGAAGAUGAUCAGCAAGGAUUUCCAAAUGUAUGUUGUCAACGCUAUUACGAAGCGAACGUAGCGCUUCAGCGGGAUAUGAUGCGUUGCUUAGAAGAAAUGAAAGCAUUACGAUCAGAAAUGAGAAGCAUGUUGUUAGAAGGUGGUAAACUCCAGUAUGUGGAGUUGGAAGACGAUAAUUACGAAGAAAUUAUUGUUGAUGAAACUAACUGA